AUGUCGGCAAGAAAUCGAGGGCCACCAGUCCCGUCCAAAGGGGUUCCACACGGCGGCAUGUCCCAGCCUCCGGUCCACGAACCACCCUUUCCCAGAGGCCUUCGAGGAGUUUCUCAUAUGCAGUUACAUGACGAGAUAAGGGAAGCUCAUUAUAAUCUGUCCGGGCCCAGACAACCUCUUCCUCCUCACCCUGCAAUCAUCGAGGAGCGUUUGGCAGCUCAACAUGAUGAUAUCCAAACUCUGUUGGCUGAUAACCAGAGAUUGGCAGCAACUCAUGUGGCUCUCAGGCAGGAAUUGGAGGUGGCACAGCAUGAACUUCAGCGAGCGGACAAGUAUGCCCACACACUGCAUGCCGAGAAGGACUUAGAAAUGAGGGAUAUUUAUGAGAAGUCCAUAAAAUUGGAAAAUGAGCUUCAUGGCGUAAAUGCUAUGAGGUCGGAACUUAUGCAGGUGCACAUGCACAUUAAGGAGUUGACUGGCGCUAGACAGGAGCUUACCGCACAGGUCCAAAUGAUGACUCAAGAUUUGGGUAGAGUUACUUCGGAUUUGAAACAGGUACCGGCAGUUAAGGCGGAAAUCGAAGGUUUGAAAAAUGAGCUUGAGCGAGCUAGGUCUGCUCUUGAGCAUGAGAAGAAGAGCUUCGCUGAGAGCUUUGAGCAUGGUAAGGUGAUGGAGAGUAACUUAGUCACGAUGGCACGAGAGAUGGAGAAACUUAGAGCUGAAUUGGCUAGCGUGGAAAAAAGAGCUGCUGCUGCUGCUGCUGCUGCUGCAGCUACUGCUGCUGGGAAUCCAGGUCUGAGUUAUAAUCCUAACUAUGGCAAACCUGAAUCCUCGUACCCGGGAUAUCCUGCAAAUCCUUAUCCUGCCGGUUAUGGCAUGCCGCCUGCAAACACAAUGCACCCUGCGCCUGCUGGUGUAGAAGGUUAUCAUCCCCAGUAUGGAUCUGCGCCCGUUGCUUGGGGGCCUUAUGAUACACAGAGGGCUCAAGGUCCCAGAUAG
Molecule: messenger RNA, 999 nt
Organism: Striga hermonthica
Lineage: Eukaryota; Viridiplantae; Streptophyta; Magnoliopsida; Lamiales; Orobanchaceae
Source: the annotation of a GenBank genome assembly